Orbicella faveolata is the source of this 7249-nucleotide messenger RNA. RefSeq names its product methionine synthase reductase-like. Gene Ontology annotation, biological process: homocysteine metabolic process. Gene Ontology annotation, cellular component: cytosol. NCBI's taxonomy places the organism in Eukaryota, Metazoa, Cnidaria, Anthozoa, Scleractinia, Merulinidae. The record is from RefSeq and is a predicted model, not a curated record. Gene Ontology annotation, molecular function: [methionine synthase] reductase (NADPH) activity; FMN binding; flavin adenine dinucleotide binding.
CAAAACUCUCGGCUAUAAGACGAACCCCCCUUUUUGGAAAAAAAUUCCCAAAACUGAGUAAAAUUUUUUGCAAAAAUCGCUCGGCUUAUAGGCAAAUAAAUAUGGUAUUAUAACAUAUUUUGAUGUAAAUGACGCAAAGUGGCCCAAAAUGGCUUCCUUGAAGGAUAUUCGCACUGAAACAACUGCCAAUGCUUGUUUGUCUUGGCAAAAUUUUUUAGUCCUAUUACUUUAAAAUGAUCUCUGUAGUCUCUGAAUUAGAUUUACUGUAGCCAUUGCCACCUGACCAUAAAAUCAACCAAUAAGGGGGUAUCUGGUCAUCUCGCCACCAGGGAAUUUUGCCACCAACAAACUCGCCACCAAACACCAAGAGGAAAAUAUACUAGACUAAAGUAGUCAAGGUGUUUUACAGCUGUAGCUGUUCGAGUGACUACAAUGUCAAUCGACACGUAAGUUUGUUAGCUUGUCUGUUUGCAACUUUUGAUGUCAAUGUGUUGUCGGUGACAUGAUACAAUAUGUGUUCCGUUGUCUAAUGAGAAACAAUAGCUUUCUAGAAUUCAACUACAUAUUUCUUUGAGAACUGACUGUGUUGUUAUUGCUCAGUUGCUUUGCUGCUGCAUUUGCAUUUAAGCUUACCUAAGUGUUUUAUAAAAGGCUUCAGCUAAACGAUCAGACAACUUCAACCUUACAUGAGCUGUGUGAGUUAUACAGCUACACAAAGUAGAAUGAAGUUCAGUCUCUUCAUCUUGCAGUUUACUGUUAUUAGAUUGUUAGUAAUUUGGUGGUGAGGGGACUUUGCUUGGUGGCUAGUUCGUUGGUGGUGAGACUUCCUGGUGGCGAGGUGACUGGUAAUCAACAAGGGGGUGUAUUAGAUUCAAAUUAGCUCCAGCUAUAUAACAAACAUAUGCUGUUUAGUAACUGGGUUCCACUGCACUGACAAUGAACAGUGCUUGAAAUUAGCGGUCGUCCGGUCAUCCGAGACGACUAAAGACUGGUCAGGACCACCAUUUUUCUGUAAAAUUAGAGGCCUGGUUGUCUGAGGAAAAUAACACCGGACAACCCAGGAGAAAUUGAAGUGCUUACCAUUACUUUGAAGUCCAACCGAAUAACAAAAUAAAGGUAUAUAAAAGAUUUAAAUCUGCUGUUUUCGUUCAUUGACGGAAGCUGCAAACCGCCAUGUUUUCACACCCAGGCCUCCCUGAUACCUUAUGGCGCACAGGUAAUCAUUCUUUUCUGAGGCAAAGUACUUCGCAAGUUGUCAAAUAUACAUUUACAGGUAGGAAAAUUCUGGUAAUUAAUUGGGGCUGUCAGAGAUUAGCUAGCCAGUUUUUCUGGGUUAUGAACCAGGCCAUUAUUUAGAGUAAAUAGAGCCAAGACAAACAAGCAUUGGCAGUUGUCUGAGGAAAAUAACAAUGGAACAUCGAGGAGAAAUUGAAGUACUUACCAUUACUGUGAAGUCCAAUCGAAUAACAAAAUAAAGGUAUAUCACAGAUUUAAAUCUGGCGUUUUCAUUCCUUAUUGGACGAACUAACGCGAAAGUGUGAACAUCCUGCUUGAAUGAUGUUUCAAGGAAGCCAUUUCGCACCACUUCACAUCAUUUACGUUUAUAAUUAAGCAACAAAUUAUACAAUAUUUUAAGGGCAACCAAGCAGUCAUCAGGACAACCAGAGCAAGGGGUUAGGUUGUCCUGCACUUGGAAUAAGGACAACUUGGAUAUUUUUUCAAUUUUGAGCACUGCUACAGUAAUACAAAUUUAUACUCGCUUCUGGUAAUAUUUGCUGCAAACCAUCUAAGGAACAUUAAAAACAAAAUACUACAGAAGAUUGCUAGUUUUGGUUUUGCCUGAUAACUCAGAUCUUGGCCUCGCUCUUUCUAUCUAUACUAAUGCAGUAAGCUAAUUAUUUAAUUUGGCAUAGACAAAGAUAUGGCUUGUGGAUGACUUUACAUUGGGAAAGUUUUAAGAUAUUAUGUUCUGGACAUAAAAACUGCUUUUGCAGUGUCUAUCAGUCUGACUAGCGAUUUUUAUCAACCGGGUUUAGAGCAAUAACAUAACCAGAACAUUUAAACAACAAUAUUAAGCUUAAACAUAAAUAACUCAACACUAAACAGUUCAAAUUAACAUUAGUUUAGAUCACAGCAAAAUAAAAAUGCUUCCCUUGCAGUCAAAUUUCUAGCGUCACUGGGUAAACCUUGUCAAAUUCACAAGAAAAAAGGCUAAUAUUGCCACGCACUAAAAUUAAAACAUGUCCAACAACUAGAGACUACAGGAAAUAAAAAUAUUUAGACAGUAAUACCUGAAAGCUUUUGUGUUGCACGAUACUUAAGCUUACAAGUUUUAUACACUUCAACAAACCAAGUCGGUACAAACUCCCGCAGGGGUGCUCAUUGUACCUUUACUUGAUUUGCACGUAAGCUCAUAUGCGUAUCUUAGAUGAAAAUUACUAAUACUUUGACAGAGCGAUCAACAGAGAAAAAGUCACGGUGAGAGGACAUUGCUAAAUGUAUUCACUUACCAAAACAUUUGAAGAAGGCGCUUCAUCGAAUAUCCUUAGCAGCUGAUCCGGUGUAAGCGCACUUCUUGCCAUAACCCUUGUCCAAAAUAAGAGAAUUCAGCGAAGGCCGCAGAGCACUUCCGUUUUCCGCUGUAUUGCUUUCCCUUCCGCCAUCUUUCUUUCUGUCGAAAAAAUCACGUGACAAAAUAGCCCCGAGAAGAUGCAGAGUUCUCACAGAGAUUCUAAUUGGACAAGAGAUGAUGAACCAAUUGGAAGUCUUCUAAUAUGUUUCACUGCUGCCAGCGUGCUGGGAUUUCACAGAAAAUGAUGUAAUAUUUUCCAACGGUUGUACAUCCAGAAACUUGCUGAAUUUUCCUUACUAUUUUUCGUUUCGCCUUGAAACUAAUCAGGAAAGCCAAGGCUAGACUGAUCACUAUGCCCACAAGUAGUUCAUUAGCGAAGAAAUUCACCAUUCUUUACGGCUCACAGACUGGUCAGGCUAAGGCGAUCGCUGAGGAGAUCCACGAGUUUUCAGAACACCAUGGUCUUCUCUCGAACCUAUUCUGUCUCAGUCUAACCGAGAAAAAGUUCACCUUGGAAAAAGAAGCCCUGGUUGUGUUCGUAGUGUCAACGACUGGCGAGGGUGACCCACCAGACACCAUGUGCAAAUUCUUUAGAAGAUUGAAGAAGAAGACUCUGCCUGGUAAUCAUUUGGAGAGUUGUCGUUACGCUUUGCUGGCACUAGGCGACACCAACUACACAAACUUCUGUAACAACGGGAAGGCCCUGGACAAGAGAUUACUACAGCUGGGGGCUCGACAGAUAUACGACACUGGUUAUGCUGAUGAUGCAGUUGGUUUAGAAUUGGUUGUAGAACCAUGGAUUGAGGGGCUGUGGCCAGCCUUGAGAAGCCAUUUGGGCCUUCCACCAGAGGUUGACUCUCAAUCAGAUGGCAAGACUGCAGAUUGUGAAGUUAGUCAUAUCAUAGAUCCAAUAGUUAUUGGUGAGAACAAAUCUUCUGAAGUUACUACCAACGAAAUCUUAGAGAACAGCAAUAGAUUUUCUUAUAUGACAGAUGCACGCGAUGAUGUUAGGAAUGGUCAUGAUUCAAACUUGCAAGACAGAAGUGCUGAUGCCGUGUUAGAACCAACAGUCAUGGUGAACUCUGUUGAUGAUCAGAACACAUUGGCAGUGGGUAACAACAAUUCUCAAGAUGACAGUGCUGCUGUUAUUUCAGUGCUAACUUUAGCAGACCAGUUAAAACAAUCUGUUCCACCCUUAUCAGCUAGUGUGUUGUCUAUACCUCAGGUUCCGCCCCCUUAUUUAGAGAUCAGUUAUCACCCUGAUCACAACCUUGAUUGUACUAUGUUACCACUACAAGGUGGUGCUAGCUUCCCAAGUGCAGUGACUGACAUCUCCAUGGCAACUGUGGUAUUGGCAAGGCAACUAACAGACAGUACUUCCAUCAAGACUGCCUUAGACCUAGAGCUUGACAUCACAGGUUGUAAUAUGAGUUAUGAGCCUGGGGACUCUUUUGGAAUUGUCUGUCCAAAUGCAAGUGCUGAAGUCGAAGAACUGAUAAUGAAGCUGGACUUGGUAGAUAAAGCUGAUGUUCCUUUCACUAUUCAGCUUACAACCUCAACAACCAAGAAGGCAGCUAGUGUGCCAAAUUUCAUUCCAGAGUUUUCUACCAUCAGGCACACACUACUAACGUGCUUGGAAAUCAGAGGUGUCCCAAGCAAAGCUCUUAUAAGGGUCUUGGCUGAGCACACUAGUGACCCUCAAGAGAAAAGGCGACUUCAAGAAAUUUGCAGUAAGCAAGGUGCAAGUGAUUAUACCAAGUUCAUAAGAGAGCCUGGAUUAUCCUUGUUGGACCUUCUUAAUGCCUUUCCAUCCUGUCGACCUCCAUUUGAAAGGCUGCUUGAACUUGUUUCACGCCUGAAGGCACGUCCUUACUCAGUGUCAAGUUCUCCCUUGGAGAAUCCCAAUCAUCUACAUUUUGUCUUUAACAUAGUAGAGUUUCCAGCAAUUAAAGGAGUAAGGCCGAAAAGACAAGGUGUUUGCACGGGCUGGCUGGCUGAGAUUACCAAAGCACAAAGAGAGAAAACAAACACAAGCAAUGACAAGCUCACUGAUGACUUAUCAAAACUGACUUUGCAAGAGUUUCCAAAAGUGCCAGUCUUCCAGAGGAAAAGUCUCAAUUUCAAACUACCAAGUGUUCCGGAAACACCAAUCAUCAUGAUAGGUCCUGGCACAGGAGUAGCACCAUUCGUAGGCUUUUUGCAGCACAGGGAACACAUGCAAAAGAACACAAAUGUGGCUCUUUCCGAAUCAUGGCUAUUCUUUGGCUGCAGGCACAAGGAAAGAGACUACCUCUACCGAGAAGAACUUGAGCAGUUCUUGUCUACAGGUGUUCUGUCACGUCUGUUCCUCUCCUUCUCCCGUGAUACCAUCAGUGAUUUGUCUGGGAAACCACCACCAAAGUAUGUACAGGAUAACUUGAGAAGUCAUGCUGCAGAGGUAGCUGAUCUGGUGUUCAACAAAGGAGCAGUGGUUUACAUCUGUGGGGAUGCUGAAAACAUGGCAAAGAAUGUGUUUGAUACUUUUCUGGAGAUUGUUCAAGAGCACAAGAAGGUAGACAUCAAGGAAGCAAGACAGGAAAUGAUGAAGUUGCGUGAAAACAAGCAAUACCUUGAGGACAUUUGGACAUGAGCAGCGGAUCUACUGUGAAAGGAGAUGGCUACUUUUAUUACCUUGGAUGGCAAAGUUCUAUUCUGAAUUCUACAAACUGUGCACUAUGGGGGCAUGAAAGCCAGCCAUAAAGACAAACCCAGAAUGGGAAAAAUAACUUUUUUCACCUCUUUGUAGUGGACAAUUGAAGGCUUCAUUAUUAGCUGCACAUGCACAUAUACAUGUACAUGUAGGUCAGUCAGUCAUCAGUCAUUUUAUCACUAUGACUGCAGUUUUUUGUUUUUUUUUAACCUCAUUGGGGGUUUAAUGACCAGGGUUCACUCCACUGUACUUUUAAUUUAUCAGAAUGUUAUUGAAUGAAUUCUACCUUUCCAAAAAAUGAAUGUAAAAUUUUAGAUUCCUUCACAACAGUCUUGACAUUCAGGUAAUGAUUUUCCCAAUUUAAUAAGAAGACCUUUUAGAACGAGCUAUUUCCUCAGUAGACUUCACGAACUGAGAAUCUUAUUUGUAGUUGGGUCAUGAAAUAGACGCUGACCUGUAAGUAUUAAAAAAUAUCUAUCCAGCAUGGGAUAUUGUGGGCUUUGUUCCAUACUAUAAAGUUUCUUUUUUAUAUCAGAGUUAUAUGUUAUAUGUUGAUUUACCUUCUGAGAGUAAUGCUUUGCAUGAUAAUAUUUCCCAUUUAACCCCUUGAGUGCCUCGCCAUUUUCACCGAGAAUGGCUGUCUAGUAUAGAACUUCAAAUACCAUAGGCAAGUUCACUUAAACUGCUGUUAAUUUUGUUGAGGUUGACAUAAUUUGAUAUAAAUAUCAUAUAGGCACCUGAGGGGAAAAAAUCAUGACAUUUGGAUGUGUCACAUAGGGACUCGAGAGGUUAAAUUCAGGAAUCUUAUAGUGAUGGCCAAAUGUUUGGUUUAUUGUUGGCAUUCUGGGAGAUCAGCCACAGGCUGAAAGAAUGGGCAACAUCUUGGCACCUUUGCAAAUGACAAUAUCAACAUGAUGCAUCCCUUUGUGGAAAGAAAAUUUUUAAUUGCUUAUUUCAUUACUCUCAGGUCAAUUACAUGUAUUGUAGGCUAAUUUAAGCAAGACUUCGGGUUUGCUUCAUUUGUGGCAUGUCACAGUCAUGCUGUGCGAAAGGCUUUUGUUGAUCCAGUCACAGGCAAAAAUAUUUUGGCAUUGUACCCAGGGUACAACUCUGUUGUUGGAUUGCUGGAAGAACAGCACUGAGCUGAAGGAAUAACCAACUAUUACAGUUUGAAAGAUAGUUUUGAACAACAAAUUUUGCCUUGUCACUAUUAAGUAGACCUGUUGCACUCUGUUUAGCAAAUAUGCAUCCUGUAGUGGUUGCUGCAAUAAAUAAAUCAAGCCAGUUUUCAGGGUUGUAAUUUAUUUAAUGUGUCAGUUGUUAGAAGGGUGUACCAGUUGAAUCCUGAAAUGGCCUGUGUGAGCAAACAUCAAGCACUCAGUAGUUCACCACCCAUCAGUCAUAAGAAUUUGUGUUAGUUCCUACAACUAUUUUAUUGUGGUUGCAGUGAAAAGCAUGAAAAGGGGAUGAUCUGUGGCCAGUCGAUCAUGUCCCUAGAGCCCAUGCAUUCCCGGUCAGCAGUGACUGAGUACUCUGUCUGCGCUGGACGAAAUCAAAAACUGGACCCAGAAAAUCCUGGUUCCAGUUUGGUUGUGUGGAUACAUCAAAGUCACGAAGAUGGUAUCUGAACAAGAGCUGACGUAAAUGCUAGCUCAACUUCAAAUUUUGCCCAGAGGUCUUGACUCUUUCCACUCACUAGGAAGACAAUAGCAUCUGGGAGACAGAAAGGUUUUGAUUCCCUGAGACUCUUGAUGUCUUGUCAAGGGGAACAUUGAGGGUCAAGGGAAACAAAACUCAUGGUUUCCCUUGGGGCCAACAGGUUCCCUAUGGGCCAGUCACUAAGUGUUUCAUUAUACCUCCCAACCCAAAGCUAGAACAACGUGCGAACAAAUUAUUUGCUUGACACUGAGUGGCACACAAAUCUGCUGUGGCUUCGAGGUGCCCUUGGGGCCAGCCAUAAAGUGUUUCAUUAUACCUCUCAACCCAAA